UCCAAACAUUGGCCUUAUUCUCGAAGGGACUGGAAUGGGCGGGGAUGUGCAACUUUGGAUAACUCUGCUUCUCUCUGCUUGGCCUCGGUUAUCAAACAAUGCAUGCGUAUUUGGCGACAUACCCACGUACCCAUAUGGCUGGAUGUGUGUUGGAGUUCACCAAAUUGGGUCUUCACCAUGUUAUCAGCGAUGAGACGGAGAAGGGGAAGGGGAAGGCGAAAGGUAAGGGGUCCUUCGCAUUUCGUACCAACUGUUCGAUUUCAAUUUCGAAAGAAAGAUGGAGCUCAAGCUCUAGAUCAAGAUCAUGCGUCGGAAAACUAAAGGUUUCGGCAGCAAAGUCUCAAGAACCCGUUGAUUCUUCACGGGCAGAGGCCACUCAAGAAGAAGAAGAAGGAGACGACGAAAAUUAUCGAGUACUGACGGCUGUAAAAAGCAGUUUCAACGAUAUUUUAAUCCUCGAUAGUUCAAAGUCCAGGAUACUGCUCCUCGACUCUACUCAUAAUGUUCAUAGCAUUCUUUACAAGGACCAGAAAUGGACCGGUUCCUAUUGGGAUGAGUUUGCUAGCUUGCCUGCUAUUGUUCCAAAAGGUCCCAUCGCCAUCCUUGGUUUGGGUGGUGGAACUACUGCUCGGCUAAUGCUUGACUUGUGGCCUUCAUUGCAACUUGAUGGCUGGGAGAUUGAUGGAAUUUUGAUCGAUAAAGCAAGAGAAUAUCUUGGGCUGUCAUAUCUUGAGAAACAUACUGUAGCUGGUGGCAUCCUUAAUGUUCAUAUCGGUGAUGCCCUUUCACAAUCGGUUAAUGUGUCUGAAAGAUAUGCUGGUAAGAUCCUCGUCCGCCUAGCUUUUUGUAUUUCCUAG
Molecule: messenger RNA, 857 nt
Organism: Juglans microcarpa x Juglans regia
Lineage: Eukaryota; Viridiplantae; Streptophyta; Magnoliopsida; Fagales; Juglandaceae
Exons: 5
Coding region: 99-857 (252 amino acids)
Source: RefSeq, a predicted model, not a curated record